AUGCCGGACCCGCUAAACGCCUGUGGGGACCCAGAGAUCUAUUGUGAUAGUUUCCGCAUCGAUCUCACCUCCGAGAGUUUUGGUCAAUGCAAGUGCGGUUUCAAGAACGCGGACCACCCGGUGAAGAUGAAAGACGUUGAAUGCUGUCCAUGCCUCGGCGGAGGGUCGAGCAGUGUGCCAAAGCGAGUGUCUCGGCUGAGCGUUCCAAAAAAGCCGACCAUCUGCGGCUCCCUCGUUUACGACGACUCUGCCCAGGGAACGCUUCAGCUGCACUACACACGUGAUGCGCCCGUCGAGGGUGCUCUCGCAUUCUUCGAGACGGAGGACGCGGUGCCUGAAUUCAAGCUCAAUAGCAAUUGCGGCCGGUCGGACAUCAUAAAGGGAGUGGGUGGGCCGAACCCAAGGAAGUACUACGAGGGAUGGAGCCAAUUUGUCAAGCUAGCGCAAGGAUGGACGGGAGACUUCACCCACCUGGCCAACAAGGACGCAAAGCCGGUCGCUCUCUAUAUCACCGACGAAAAUAUCAAGGUAACGCGCGUCAAGCUAGAUGAGCCGAUCGACCUGUCAGAGGUGGUGUGCGUCGCCAUUGUCCCCAAGGACUGCUUAGCUUACUCUGGCGUCACGAAACUCGAGCUCGGCAUGUUCAAGGUAAACGCAAAGAAUGCGAACGGGGUGUCACUCGACAUUGGGGCGGCGUCAAGCCCAACUAGGUCAGCGCCUCCAAGCCCAAUCAAAGAUGUGAAGCCAUCCCCGAGUCCCGCACCAGCAGCCACGGAAGUCCCGGAGGAGGAAUCAGCACCGGCAGCAUGA
This is a messenger RNA of Emiliania huxleyi CCMP1516, 810 nucleotides long. RefSeq lists its product as hypothetical. The coding region runs from base 1 to 810 and encodes 269 amino acids. The transcript is spliced from 2 exons. NCBI's taxonomy places the organism in Eukaryota, Haptophyta, Isochrysidales, Noelaerhabdaceae. The record is from RefSeq and is a predicted model, not a curated record.